Messenger RNA from Acanthisitta chloris (rifleman), 1221 nucleotides. RefSeq names its product alpha-1-antitrypsin-like. The record is from RefSeq and is a predicted model, not a curated record. Gene Ontology annotation, molecular function: serine-type endopeptidase inhibitor activity. Bases 1 to 1221 code for a protein of 406 amino acids. NCBI's taxonomy places the organism in Eukaryota, Metazoa, Chordata, Aves, Passeriformes, Acanthisittidae. The transcript has 5 exons. Gene Ontology annotation, biological process: negative regulation of endopeptidase activity.
AUGAUGAAGGCCACCCUUCCACUGUGCUUGCUGCUGGCCAUGCUUCAUCUCAGUGUCCACAGCCUGACCCAAACUGACCACUACAGUGGUCAACCCAAGGCAACUGACUUCCAGGAGCAGCAUCCCCUUGAGGGAGAUCCUCUUGAGUCCUGCCAACGGAUAGUCCCCAGCAACACAGACUUUGCCUUUCGGUUUUACAGACAAGCAACCACCCAAGAACCUGGCAAGAACAUUUUCUUUUCCCCAAUUAGCAUCUCUGCUGCUUUUGCCCUUCUGGCCCUGGGCUCCAGAGCCACCAGCCAGGCUCAGGUGCUGGAAGGGCUGGGCUUCAACCUUACCAGCACUGAGGAGGAGGAGAUACACAAUGGCUUUCAUCAUCUCCUCCUCUUGUUCAUGGACAAACACCUGAAGCCACUGAGAACAUUUCUGAAGGACAUCAAAAAACUCUACAGAGGAAAAGUUGUUUCUAGCAACUUCCAGAAUUGCACUGAAGCUAAAAAAGAGAUCAAUGAUCAUGUAAAGAAUAAAACUCAUGGGAAUAUAAAGCAAAUACUUAAAGAACUUGAUCCAAACACUGUCAUGAUAAUUGUUAACUACAUUUAUUUCAAAGCUUACUGGGAAAACCCUUUCGAUAUCAAGGGAACACACAAGGAUUAUUUCCAUGUGAAUGCGAAGACCUCAGUGGAAGUGAAGAUGAUGACACGAGAUGGAUUUUAUAAAGCAUACACUGACAGGAAGCUGUCUUGCAAGGUGGUGCAGAUUCCUUACAAGGGAGAUGCUGCAGCACUGUUUAUCCUGCCCAAUGAGGGAAAAAUGAAACAGCUGGAACACGCUCUCACAGAAGAGACUGUGUCUAAAUGGGAAAAAUCACUUCAAAGAUGGAGGGUAGAAGUGCAUAUUCCAAAACUAUCAAUUUCGGGCACCUAUGACUUAAAGAAGAUGUUAAUGAAUCUGGGUGUAACUGAUGUGUUUUCUGACCGGGCUGAUCUGUCUGGAAUCACAGGAAAGCCUGAUGUGAAGGUUUCAAAAGCUGCUCACAAGGCUGUGCUGAAGAUUCAUGAGAAUGGCACAGAGGCUGCAGCAGUCACUAGCACAGAUUUUCUUCCUCAUUCUCUUCCUCCUGUUAUAAAAUUCAACCGUCCAUUUCUGCUGUUGAUUGUUGAUCGAUAUACUCAGAGCAUCCUCUUCAUGGGAAAAAUUGUAAACCCAACUGAAAAAUGA